AAAGAGAGCGAGAGAGAGCGCGAGCUGUUACACUGUAAAAAGUUGUAGUUGAAACUCCGCCUUUUCUCCACCGGAAAUGACUCAAAAGUCAAAGUGAAAGCAGAUCAUUUUUGUGUCGAGAAAAACACGAUGCUCUUUGGAACAGAAUCGCACAGGACUCAGCUAAACUAAUACUGAGACAGCAGACAUUAGACUUUCUGAAAUAAUGUCGGGGGAGUGUGAGGAACUCAGAACAUCUGAAAUGAGUCAUCAAGAGGAGCAGCACAAGAUACAAAGUGGAAUUAAGGAAAGGUCAGUUUCUCCUGUAUCCAGCUGUGUGUCCUGUAAGAGUGACCACUCACUGCCGCUUCCUCCUAAUUUUAAAGGUGGACCAUCCUCUGUGGAAAGUGGAACUGUGGAAAGGUCAAAUUCUCCUGUAUCCAGCUGUGUGUCCUUUAAGAGUGACCGCUCACUGCCGCUUCCUCCUAACUUUAAAGGUGGAACAUCCUCUGUGAAAAGAAACCAAAAACGGAAACCAAAAAUCGACUGCAGAAAUCAGAUGGAGUCCAUAUUCAAGGAGCUGGAGCACAAAGUCAUCACUCUGUUGAAGAAUGAGCUGAACAGGUUCAAGAAGCUACUUAGUGCUGAUUUCCCAGCAUGCUCUGAGGAGGAGGAGGAGGAGGAUCUGCACUGUUUCAGAGAGGGUGUGCUGAAGAUCACACUACACAUCCUGAAGAACAUGAAGCAGAAAGAUCUCGCUCACACACUGCAGAUCAAGCUGGCCUCUGUGUAUCAGCGAAAGCUCAAAUCCAGACUUCUAGAUAAAUGUAAAAGAAUUAAUGAAGGAAUCUCACAGCAUGGGACAUCAACACUUCUGAAUCAGAUCUACACAGAGCUCUACGUCACAGAGGGUGGGAGUGGAGACGUCAAUAAAGAACAUGAGGUGAGACAGAUUGAGACAGCGUCCAGGAGACCAGCAGCAGAGGAGACACCCAUCAAAUGUAAUGAGCUCUUUAAAGACAAGUCCAUCAGAAGUGUGCUGACUAAAGGAGUAGCUGGAAUUGGAAAAACAGUCUCUGUGCAGAAGUUCAUUCUGGACUGGGCUGAAGGGAAAGAGAAUCAGGACGUCACCUUCAUGUUUCCACUUCCCUUUAGAGAGCUGAAUUUGGUGAAGCUGGGGACCUUCAGUCUGAUGAGCCUUCUUCAUCAGUUUUUCCCUGACAUUAAGGACUUGGAAGUAAUAGACAGUGACACCUACAAAGUCCUGUUCAUCUUUGAUGGUCUGGAUGAGUGUCGACUUCCUCUAAAUUUCCAGAAGAAUGAGAUGUUGAGUGAUGUGACAGAGUCAGUCUCAGUGGAUGUGCUGCUGACAAACCUCAUCAAGGGGAAUCUGCUUCCCUCUGCUUACCUCUGGAUAACCACUCGACCAGCAGCAGCCAAUCAGAUCCCUCCUGAGUGUGUAGCCCAGGUAACAGAGGUACGAGGGUUCAGUGAUCCUCAGAAAGAGGAGUACUUCAGGAAGAGGAUCAGUGAUCAGAGCCUGUCCAAUAAAAUCAUCACACACAUGAAGUCUUCCAGAAGCCUCUACAUCAUGUGUCACAUCCCAGUCUUCUGCUGGAUCUCAGCCACUGUUCUAGAGAGAAUGUUGGGUGAAGCAGAGAUUGGAGAGAUCCCCAAGACUCUGACUCAAAUGUUCACACACUUCCUGAUCUUUCAGAUCAAACACAAGGAACAAAAGUACCAUCAGAAAUGUGACCUCGAUCUUCCCCAGACCAGAGAGAGUAUCCUGGCAGUGGGAAAACUGGCUUUCCAACAGCUGGAGAAAGGAAACCUGAUGUUCUACGAGGAAGACCUGAGAGAGUGUGGCGUUGAUGUCAGAGAAGUGGCAGUGUACUCAGGAGUGUGUACCCAAAUCUUCAGAGCAGAGUCUGGACUCCACCUGGGGAAGAUGUUCAGCUUUGUGCAUCUGAGUGUUCAGGAGUUUUUGGCUGCAUUAUAUGCAUUUCUCUGCUUCCUUGACAAAAACCCAACAAAAGAACAAACCACUGAUCUUUCUGGUCUUCUCAACAUAUCAGAAAUGUCUGACUUCCUCAAGCGUGCAGUGGAUCAGGCCUUACAGAGUGACAACGGACACUUGGAUCUUUUCCUCCGCUUCCUUCUGGGCCUCUCAGUGGAGUCUAAUCAGAAGCUCAUUCGAGGUCUGCUGACACACAAAGGAAGCAGCUCUGACUGUCAGAAGGACAUAGUUGAGUACAUCAAGUCCAAGUUUGAACACAAUCCAUCUCCAGAGAGAUCCAUCAAUCUGUUCUACUGUCUGAACGAGUUACAUGAUGAUUCACUAGUGAAAGAGAUCCAAAGCUACAUGAGCUCAGGACGUCUCUCUGAAGCUGAACUCUCACCUGCUCAGUGGUCUGCUCUGGUCUUUGUGUUGCUGACAUCAGAGGAGGAUCUGGAAGUGUUUGAGCUACAGAAUUUCAUAAAGUCAGAUGAAUGCUUUAAGAGACUGCUACCAGUCGUCCGGGAAGCCACAAGAGUUCUGCUCAGCGAGUGUAACCUGACAGAGAGAAGCUGCUCGGCUUUACACGCAGUUCUCAGCUCAGAAUCCUCCAAGCUGACUGAGGUGGAUCUGAGCAGUAAUCCUCUGGAGGACUCAGGAGUGAAGCUGCUUUGUGCUGGACUGAAGAGUCCAAACUGUAACCUGGAGAAACUGAGACUUUCAGACUGCAGUAUAACAGAGGAAGGAUACGCUGCUCUGGCUGAAGCUCUGAAAUCAUCACACCUGAUAGAGCUGGAUCUCAGAGGGAACGACCCUGGAGCAUCAGGAGUGAAGCUGCUCACUGAUGUACUACAGGAUCCACACUGUACACUGGAGACACUGAGUCUGUUGAAAAGUGAGGCAGAGGAAGCCUGUGCUUCUUUAACUGAAGUUCUGGGUCCAAACCCUUUACUGCAGAGAGAACUGGAUCUGAGUGGGAAAAUAUCUGGAGACUCAGGAGUGAAGCAGCUCUCCGCUCUACUGAAGGAUCCACACUGCAGACCUGAGAGACUCAGACUUUCAGACUGUAAUAUUAAACAGGAGGGAUAUGCUGCUCUGGCUGAAGCUCUGAAAUCAAACCCCUCAUCACACCUGAUGGAGCUGGACCUCAGAGGGAACGACCCUGGAGACUCAGGAAUGAAGCAGCUCAGGAAUUUAAUAAAUGAUCCAAAAUGUAAAAUGAAGACACUGAGGUUGCUGAAAAGUCCUGAUGCACAGAAAGCUUAUGAUCAUCUGAGUGAAGUUCUGGGUAUAAACCCGAUACUGCAGACGGAUCUGGAUCUGAGUGGGAAAAUAGAAGGAGACUCAGGAGUAGAGCAACUCUCUGCUUUACUGAAGGAUCUACUGAAGGAUCCACACUGCAGACCUGAAAAACUUCAGCUCAGUGAGUGUAAUCUGACAGAGAAAGGAUGUUCAGCUCUGCUCACAGCUCUCAGAUCAGAAUCCUCCACCCUGAGGGAGCUGAAUCUGAGUAAGAACAGGAUUCAGGAUUCAGGAGUGAAACUGCUCUCUGCAGAACUGAAGAAUAAAGACUGUAAACUGGAGACUGUGAGACUUUCAGACUGCAGAAUAACAGAGGAAGGAUACGCUGCUCUGGCUGAAGCUCUGAAAUCAUCACACCUGAUAGAGCUGGAUCUCAGAGGGAACGACCCUGGAGCAUCAGGAGUGAAGCUGCUCACUGAUGUACUACAGGAUCCACACUGUACACUGAAGACACUGAGUCUGUUGAAAAGUGAGGCAGAGGAAGCCUGUGCUUCUUUAACUGAAGUUCUGGGUCCAAACCCUUUACUGCAGAGAGAACUGGAUCUGAGUGGGAAAAUAUCUGGAGACUCAGGAGUGAAGCAGCUCUCCGCUCUACUGAAGGAUCCACACUGCAGACCUGAGAGACUCAGACUUUCAGACUGUAAUAUUAAACAGGAGGGAUACGCUGCUCUGGCUGAAGCUCUGAAAUCAAACCCCUCAUCACACCUGAUGGAGCUGGACCUCAGAGGGAACGACCCUGGAGACUCAGGAAUGAAGCAGCUCAGGAAUUUAAUAAAUGAUCCAAAAUGUAAACUGAAGACACUGAGGUUGCUGAAAAGUCCUGAUGCACAGAAAGCUUGUGAUCAUCUGAGUGAAAUUCUGGGUAGAAACCCGAUACUGCAGACGGAUCUGGAUCUGAGUGGGAAAAUAGAAGGAGACUCAGGAGUAGAGCAACUCUCUGCUUUACUGAAGGAUCCACACUGCAGACCUGAAAAACUUCAGCUCAGUGAGUGUAAUCUGACAGAGAAAGGAUGUUCAGCUCUGCUCACAGCUCUCAGAUCAGAAUCCUCCACCCUGAGGGAGCUGAAUCUGAGUAAGAACAGGAUUCAGGAUUCAGGAGUGAAGCUGCUCUCUGCAGUACUGAAGAAUAAAGACUGUAAACUGGAGACUGUGAGAAAUCCUCUUCAUCUGUUCGUACACAGACACUGGAGCGCCCGAGUCACACUACAUGGACUUUCAGACUGCAGUAUAACAGAGGAAGGAUACGCUGCUCUGGCUGAAGCUCUGAAAUCAUCACACCUGAUAGAGCUGGAUCUCAGAGGGAACGACCCUGGAGCAUCAGGAGUGAAGCUGCUCACUGAUGUACUACAGGAUCCACACUGUACACUGGAGACACUGAGGUUGUUGAAAAGUGCUGAUGCAGAGGAAGCCUACAAGUGUCUUACUGACAUUUUCAGAAGAAACCCCUUACUGCACACGGAGCUGGAUCUGAGAUACAAGACACCUAAACACGUCAAAGUGAAGCAUCUCUCGGCUCUGCUGCAGGAUCCACAUUACAGACUGCAGAAACUUAGGUUGUAUAAAGGAGGCAGUAUUACAGAAGAUGACUGGUCACAUUUGACUUCUGCUCUGGUUUUAAAUCCUUCACACCUGAGAGCGUUGGAUCUAAACAGGAAUAAAGCAGGAGAGUCUGGAGUGAGAAAUCUGUGUGAUUUCCUGAAGAAUCCUAAAUGUAACCUGCAGAAACUAAAACUUUCAGACUGCAGUAUAACAGAGGAAGGAUACGCUGCUCUGGCUGAAGCUCUGAAAUCAUCACACCUGAUAGAGCUGGAUCUCAGAGGGAACGACCCUGGAGCAUCAGGAGUGAAGCUGCUCACUGAUGUACUACAGGAUCCACACUGUACACUGGAGACACUGAGUCUGUUGAAAAGUGAGGCAGAGGAAGCCUGUGCUUCUUUAACUGAAGUUCUGGGUCCAAACCCUUUACUGCAGAGAGAACUGGAUCUGAGUGGGAAAAUAUCUGGAGACUCAGGAGUGAAGCAGCUCUCCGCUCUACUGAAGGAUCCACACUGCAGACCUGAGAGACUCAGGCUGAGUAAGAGCGGUAUUACAGAGAGAGGCUGUACUGAUCUGAUAUCAGCUCUUACUGCAAACCCUUCACACCUGACAGAGCUGGACCUGAGUGAGAACACACUGGGAAAUCCAGGAGUGGAGAAGAUCUCUACUCUACUAAAGAGUUCAUCCUGCAAACUCCAGAAGCUUGUACUUUCAGACUGUAAUAUAACAGAGAAAGGAUACACUGCUCUGACUAAAGCUCUGAAGUCAAACCGCUCAUCACACCUGAUAAACCUGGACCUCAGAGGGAACGACCCUGGAGACUCAGGAAUGACGGAGAUUAGGAGUUUGAUGAAUGAUACAGAAUGUAAACUGACACUGAGGUUGCUGAAAAGUCCUGAUGCACAGAAAGCUUGUGAUCAUCUGAGUGAAGUUCUGGGUAUAAACCCGAUACUGCAGACGGAUCUGGAUCUGAGUGGGAAAAUAGAAGGAGACUCAGGAGUAGAGCAACUCUCUGCUUUACUGAAGGAUCUACUGAAGGAUCCACACUGCAGACCUGAAAAACUUCAGCUCAGUGAGUGUAAUCUGACAGAGAAAGGAUGUUCAGCUCUGCUCACAGCUCUCAGAUCAGAAUCCUCCACCCUGAGGGAGCUGAAUCUGAGUAAGAACAGGAUUCAGGAUUCAGGAGUGAAGCUGCUCUCUGCAGUACUGAAGAAUAAAGACUGUAAACUGGAGACUGUGAGACUUUCAGACUGCAGUAUAACAGAGGAAGGAUACGCUGCUCUGGCUGAAGCUCUGAAAUCAUCACACCUGAUAGAGCUGGAUCUCAGAGGGAACGACCCUGGAGCAUCAGGAGUGAAGCUGCUCACUGAUGUACUACAGGAUCCACACUGUACACUGGAGACACUGAGACUUUCAGACUGUAAUAUAACAGAGAAAGGAUACACUGCUCUGGCUAAAGCUCUGAAGUCAAACCGCUCAUCACAGCUGAUAAACCUGGACCUCAGAGGGAACGACCCUGGAGACUCAGGAAUGACGGAGAUUAGGAGUUUGAUGAAUGAUACAGAAUGUAAACUGACACUGAGGUUGCUGAAAAGUCCUGAUGCACAGAAAGCUUGUGAUCAUCUGAGUGAAGUUCUGGGUAUAAACCCGAUACUGCAGACGGAUCUGGAUCUGAGUGGGAAAAUAGAAGGAGACUCAGGAGUAGAGCAACUCUCUGCUUUACUGAAGGAUCCACACUGCAGACCUGAAAAACUUCAGCUCAGUGAGUGUAAUCUGACAGAGAAAGGAUGUUCAGCUCUGCUCACAGCUCUCAGAUCAGAAUCCUCCACCCUGAGGGAGCUGAAUCUGAGUAAGAACAGGAUUCAGGAUUCAGGAGUGAAGCUGCUCUCUGCAGAACUGAAGAAUAAAGACUGUAAACUGGAGACUGUGAGACUUUCAGACUGCAGUAUAACAGAGGAAGGAUACGCUGCUCUGGCUGAAGCUCUGAAAUCAUCACACCUGAUAGAGCUGGAUCUCAGAGGGAACGACCCUGGAGCAUCAGGAGUGAAGCUGCUCACUGACGUACUACAGGAUCCACACUGUACACUGGAGACACUGAGGUUGUUGAAAAGUGCUGAUGCAGAGGAAGCCUACAAGUGUCUUACUGACAUUUUCAGAAGAAACCCCUUACUGCACACGGAGCUGGAUCUGAGAUACAAGACACCUAAACACGUCAAAGUGAAGCAUCUCUCGGCUCUGCUGCAGGAUCCACAUUACAGACUGCAGAAACUUAGAUUAUGGAAGAGUGUAAAUGAGAAAUCCUGCACUGAUUUGGUUUCAGCUCUCUGUACAAAUCCAUCACACAUCAGAGAGCUGGAUCUGAGUUGGUGUAAACUAGGAGACUCAGGAGUGGAGAAGCUCUGUGAUCUACUGAAGAAACACGAGUGUAAACUGGAGAAACUGCGAUUAUGGAGGAGUGUAAAUGAGAAAUCCUGCACUGAUUUGGCUUCAGCUCUCUGUACAAAUCCAUCACACAUCAGAGAGCUGGAUCUGAGUGAGUGUAGACUAGGAGACUCAGGAGUGGAGAAGCUCUGUGAUCUACUGAAGAAACACGAGUGUAAACUGGAGACACUGCGAUUGUGGAGGAGUGUAAAUGAGAAAUCCUGCACUGAUUUGGUUUCAGCUCUCUGUACAAAUCCAUCACACAUCAGAGAGCUGGAUCUGAGUUGGUGUAAACUAGGAGACUCAGGAGUGGAGAAGCUCUGUGAUCUACUGAAGAAACACGAGUGUAAACUGGAGACACUGCGAUUAUGGAAGAGUGUAAAUGGGAAAUCCUGCACUGAUUUGGUUUCAGCUCUCUGUACAAAUCCAUCACACAUCAGAGAGCUGGAUCUGAGUGAGUGUAGACUAGGAGACUCAGGAGUGGAGAAGCUCUGUGAUCUACUGAAGAAACACGAGUGUAAACUGGAGACACUGCGAUUAUGGAAGAGUGUAAAUGAGAAAUCCUGCACUGAUUUGGUUUCAGCUCUCUGUACAAAUCCAUCACACAUCAGAGAGCUGGAUCUGAGUGAGAGUGAACUAGGAGACUCAGGAGUGGAGAAGCUCUGUGAUCUACUGAAGAAACACGAGUGUAAACUGGAGACACUGCUGUUAUAUCAGUGCAGAAUAACAGAUAGAGGCUGUGCUGCUCUGACUGCAGCUCUGAAGUUAAACUCCUCACAUCUGAAAGAUCUGGAUCUGAGACGUAAUAAACUGGGAAAUUCAGUCACACAACUCGAGGAGUUACUGAAGCGUUCAGGAGGACAGAUACGAUAUAAUAAAUCCACAUGAGUGAGACGGUUCUUCACAGUAGUACUAGACGCACCAGAGAGGAAGCAGCGUGUACAGUAAUGUAAGAAGCAGCGUGGAUUAGGGCUGCACAGUUAAUCGAAUAUUGAUCUCGGUUAAGAUUUUGACGGCCCACGAUUACAUGAACAUGAUCGACUGCCAUAUUGACGAUUAAAGUUCAUCCUCCACUGAUGGAAAACGCCGCUGCAGAUCGAAGGAAGCAUUUCCUAAACUUACAGCCAGUCACCAUAGAGCAGCGCACGGAUGACGUCAUUUUGUAAUUCCAAAAUCCAGAAACAAGUUUCCAGAAGCUGCGAGCUUCGCUUGCGCAAGGGGAAAUCAUGACAUUAACAGGUGGCUAAAUGGCACUACAGAGGUUGUAGUCAUUAUCACGCCGAACAGGAAAAACCUUUGCAGAUAAACUCAGGGCUCUACAGUGCGACCAUUUCACUCGCAUUUGCGACUUUACUUUGAUUGACAGUUUGACAGAAAGUGUAUGAUAUAACUACUCACAUCCAGAGUGUACAGUAAUGUAGGAAACAGUGUGGAUGAUGAUUACACUCAGCAGAACCAGGGCAGUAGUGGGACAGUCACUGACUCCACAAGCCCAGAAAGUCAGCCUUCAGGCAGUUUAUAUAACAUCACAGAACAGAAUAGGAGGAAAGUCAGUAACACCAGUAAUACACAGAGGCAACAAAACAGGGG
Molecule: messenger RNA, 8824 nt
Organism: Ictalurus punctatus (channel catfish)
Lineage: Eukaryota; Metazoa; Chordata; Actinopteri; Siluriformes; Ictaluridae
Product: protein NLRC5
Exons: 41
Coding region: 206-8122 (2638 amino acids)
Molecular function (GO): protein binding
Source: RefSeq, a predicted model, not a curated record